AUGAAGAUUUCUAGAACCGCAUGGUACGCGGCGGCGGCGGAGCCGGACGCCUGCAGCGACGCGUGGUUCCGGUGCUCGCCGCCCCCGCGCAGGCCGCCGGCGCCGGCGGGGCAGAACCUGCCGGCGGGCCAAGGCGGCGUGCUCGGGCUGCCGUUCCAGUCGGGCCUCGUGGCGAGCGGGGACCCGCGGGACCUUCGCUUCGACCUCUCAACCGCCUUCGCGUCGGGCCCGGCGCUCCGCCUCUCGUACCGCCCCAACGACCCAGCCCUCCCCUUCGCGCACGCCAUCCACGCGGGGCUCAAUUGGGGCAUGCGCGUGCCACCGACGCCGCCAGUCUCCGACCCCGCGGACCUUCGACAUGCCGGCGCCAGUUCCAUGCGGAUCUGGGCGUGACGCGUCCGGAUCUCGAUGGGCUAGCACCAGAUCUGGCGCGGCGCCCGCAGCCUCUCGGCGCCGGCGGUGCUGGACGGGGACCCAUGGUGGCCUUGCCGUCGAGGGUCGUUCAUCCUGCGCAGCCACGGCCGUCGACCAGGAUGUGGGGAGGGCGGGAGGCACAGCCACAGCCAGCGGCGGCGCCCCCUGCGAAACAAGUGGUGCACCGGCGGCCUCGUCCUGGUUAAGCUCCAGACCCGGCCUCGCUCGGAGCAGCGGUCGAGGUGCUCCUGCUGGGGACCUGCUGGUGGGUGGCGGCGGAGGCGAGCAGGAGCGGCGUGAAGUGGAACGGCCGAAGAUGCUGAG
Molecule: messenger RNA, 738 nt
Organism: Panicum virgatum (switchgrass)
Lineage: Eukaryota; Viridiplantae; Streptophyta; Magnoliopsida; Poales; Poaceae
Exons: 2
Coding region: 1-393 (130 amino acids)
Source: RefSeq, a predicted model, not a curated record